Oxyura jamaicensis (ruddy duck) is the source of this 524-nucleotide messenger RNA. Its product is annotated as cytochrome c oxidase subunit 6C. The record is from RefSeq and is a predicted model, not a curated record. The transcript is spliced from 4 exons. NCBI's taxonomy places the organism in Eukaryota, Metazoa, Chordata, Aves, Anseriformes, Anatidae. Bases 146 to 379 code for a protein of 77 amino acids. Gene Ontology annotation, biological process: mitochondrial electron transport, cytochrome c to oxygen.
CAGCCCAACGCGCGCGCGGCGGGGCUUGAGCCGAGCCGCUCCCCGUAGCCGCGCGGCCCCGCCUCGCGCAUGCGGGGUGGCGGCGCCGCAGAGGGCGGGCGCGAGGACGGCGGGGGGCUCGCGCUGAGUAGGGAAUACAAUCACCAUGUCGUCUGCACUAUUGCCUAAGCCCCAAAUGCGGCGCCUCCUGGCCAGGCGGAUGAAGUUUCACCUCUUUGGGGCAUUUUUUGUUUCUUUGGGAUGCGCAGCGUUGUACAAGUUUGGAGUUGCUGAGCCCAGAAAAAAAGCUUAUGCAGAGUUCUAUAAGAACUAUGAUCCCAUGAAGGACUUUGAAGCCAUGAGAGCGGCUGGUGUGUUUGAGUCUGCACCGCCCAAAUGAUGGCAGACUGCAUUUCCAGAUCCCGUUCAGUCUGAGGAGACUUGAUGACCGAACCUUACUUGUUCACUGAAUUAUCAAGUGUAAUGCACUUCAGUGCAUGACACACUCUCAUGUAUCUCAGUAAAUAAAAAAUGUACAUCAGUGA